Molecule: messenger RNA, 11260 nt
Organism: Mercenaria mercenaria
Lineage: Eukaryota; Metazoa; Mollusca; Bivalvia; Venerida; Veneridae
Exons: 8
Coding region: 303-7886 (2527 amino acids)
Cellular component (GO): chromocenter; nucleus
Molecular function (GO): chromatin binding; DNA binding
Source: RefSeq, a predicted model, not a curated record
CGACGCAGAAACCACUUCCUGUUUUAAAAGUGCAGCAAAAACACGCAAAUUUUAAAUAACAAGCUUUAAUUCUUGUUAUGUAUGAUACAGAUAACAGAAAGAUGCUGGCUAUACAAAACAGUACUUCAUUGUUUUGAAGAAACCUUCAAAAAUGAAAUGUCCGGGAAACAACUGUAUGAUGGUAUGAAACAGGAUUGUACCUGACUGGAGAUAAAGUGCUUUGAUGAGAGUAUGUUAGCUGGCUGUUACUAUGGAUAUAAAUGGGAAGAUGGAAAAUUGUAUAAACACUAAGACUUUCCGGAAUGGAUAAUUCCGGUUUUGUGUCCUUAAAUUUUAGUAUGAAUGUUGCGAACAGUCAAGCACAGUCAACAAGUCAGAUUUUGCAACAGUUACCAGGUAUACAGCAAUUGUUUACCCAGAAUGCACCUGUUAAACCAUCUGGUGCCCCACAGAAUGUCAUCCAACAAGCAAUUUUACCAGUCAACAAUCCACAACAGGCUGGGAACCAAACUGUCAUGGCUUCUCAGACUGGUUUGCAGUUUGUUGGGCAACCAGCACCUGGCUUUUUGGGUCAGCAGCAACAACAGCAACAUUUGUUGGCACAGCAUGCUGCAGCCCAGCAAAUGUUAGGUCCUAGGGGUGUGUACACUGCCAACUACCAGUUAAUGCCCAGAAACUACACCCUUGUAAAUCAAGGAGUACAAGGUGCAGGAGUUGCUGUACAACUGAGUCCCCAGCAAAUUGGAACCAACAUUGGAACAGCCACACUCUCACCACUAGAACAGCAACAACAGUUCUUGCAGUCAGCAGGGUUCGAUCCCCAGAUAGCAGCUCUGCACCAAAAUCAGCAACAGAUAGCUUUUCAGAAUGCUAAUGGCCAGCUUAUGAUCCAAAGUCCCACACAGCAGUUAAUGCUUCAGAGUCCAAACCAACAGUUUGCAUUGCAAAGCCCUACACAGCAAUUUACCAUUCAAAAUCAAAACCAGUUUGCAGUUCAGAGCCCAAGCAUUGCUCAGUUUACACCUCAGCAACAGCUGUUGUCAAAUGGUCAAGGUAACAAUGUUUUAGUUCAAGGCCAAAAUGGUGGAAUGAUUCUACAAAGUGAAAAUUUUAUGGCCCAAGGACUUAAUCAGAAUGUGUUCAUGCAAAACCCAAGCAUUGUUCAAAAUGUUAACCAACAGAUCUAUGGAAAUGCCCAGAAUAUCUUGACGAAUCAAAUUCCUGGACUACUUUCUCAGCCACAGGUAAUAACCAAUCAGAAUAUGGGCAUACUAUCUGUCAACCAAUCACCAACUGGAAAUGGAAACCUAGACAAUCUUACAAAAGCCAAUUCUCAAAGUAAUAAUUCUGGAAUAACCAAUCAACAAAUGCAACUUCUAGCACAGAUAGCAAAUCAUGGUGGUACGGAACUGAGCCAGAAUUUGCAAAACCAACAAAAUAUGGCAAAUUCAUCGAACCCUAACCAGUCUUUGCCUAGUUUUGGACAUUUUCUUCUGCAUCACCAUAUGCAGAGUUUGCCACACCCUUUCCUACAAAAUCUUGGAAUAAACUCGGUUGGUUCACAGCAGGCAGUAGUAACUAAUGCUGCUUCUGACCAAAAUAUUACUAGAAAUCUUAUUGGUGCUUCAAGUCAAACUGCCACAUUAUUGGCCAAUCAGUGUGUUCCUAACUUAAGUUCAAAUGAUAAUAGUAUGCAAAUUAAGACAGUUAGUGAUAAUAAUAUCAAUGCUGAAUUUAAUAACUGGAAUAUAGAACAGUUCUCAAAUCAGUCUCGGGUUGUGAACAAUGUCUCUUCAACAGGUGUACAGAGUUUGCAAACCAAACAAGUUAAAGGUGUAGAGUUGAAGCCUGGUGUUCAAAAACUGUGUUCCUCAAAGCCUUCAAGUACUAUAACAACAUCUAAUGCAAUAUCAACAGGUGUUGUCACAACACUUUCAAAUGUGCUGUCAAGAGCAACAAUGCCAUUGAAGGUAUGCACAAACGAAGGAAAAGGAAACAUUACAUUACAAAAUGCUGGUGUCUCUGACACCUUCAAACAAAACGUUAUUCAAGAUCUGAAACCACAAUCAGACUUGGGAUCACCGAAUAAACUGAAUGGAUCUGAACAAAAUACAAUUAUGGUGCCAUAUGGAUGGGUGAGAGCAUUAGAAGGAGAUUCCAUUGUAUAUUAUAGUCCCACUUGUACUAGACUGACGUCAGCUGAAAGUGUAAGACAGUACUUGGUUACUGAUGGAACUUGUAAGUGUGGUCUAGACUGCCCAUUUCACAUUGAAAAAGUAUUUAACUUUAGCAGUGAGGUGAUUAGCAUCAAAUGGACUCCUUCCAGCAUAAAGGACACAGGCAAUUUAUGUAACCAUAAAAGAAAAUUUUCAGCUGUGUGCCAGACAAGCAGAUCUGGCUUAGCUUUGAGACCUGAUGUUUCCUUGGUAUCAAGCAGUGCAAUGAUGUCUCCACGUGUCUCUAGCACUGUGCAAGAGAAUCAGGGUUUAUACACAAGCAAUAAAAAACAAAAAAUGGACAAUAUGAAUGAAAACAAUGAACUAAAGGCAGAAAAUUUUACCACUGACAUGGAAAAGAAACAGAAAUCUGCAAGUUCACUUGAGUUGUCUAAUCAGACUGUUACUGGUGUUAAUAGUAAUAAUGUAGUGGUUAGGAAAUCAGACGAUAGAUUUAAAGACAAUACUGCAAAACAGAUGAUCUCUGAUAAUAUUGUGAGUACAAGUUUAGUAGAAAGUAGUGCUCUCUAUAUAGAUACUGAUGAAUGUAAACCAGCAGAUGUAACAACAGCAGAAAAUGAGAAGUGUUCAAUAAAGGAAAGUAUUCAAGCUUGUAACACAGGUGAUAAAGGAGAAAAUGAAGUGGUUAAAACAUCUAUAAAUCUUCUGAAGACCAUUCCAAAGCUGCCUCUUACCCAGAAUAGUAGUGGAAUAAAGACAGAUGGUUUAUCACCACUAAGAGUAGAAAAUGCUAGUGUUAACAGUAAUAUAUCCAAGAACAUUGAGGGGAAAGUUUCAGCUUCAGAAGCAGUGAAAAAUGAAUUGGUACCUUCGUCUGUAAGUAGUCUUCAUCUGACCCAACAGGUUGUACAGUCUUCAAGUGCGGGAUUGAAAUCGCCAGUGCAUCUAAAAUCAAACACUGAAAAAAAAGUGUCUCCAUCAAAGUCUAAGAGUCCUGUGAGGUCUCGGUCAAGAUCAUCGGCAAGUUCAAGGUUACCAUCUGAUCUUUCAUCACCUGGGUCAGAAAGAAAUAGUUCAUCUAGAUGCUCUGAUAGGUCAUUGUCGCCAAGAAAUGACCAUGGCUUUUCUGCAGAAAUGUUUACUCAUUUUAUGAACUUUUGUGGUGUGAAUCCGUCAGAUCUGCCUCCAGUUUUUCAGCAAAAUUUCAUUAGAGUUCCUAGUGCAAGUCCAUCAGGUAAGAGUCCAACGGUGCAAGCAAGUGUUCCACAAAUACAUAAUACAAGAAAAUCAGAUAGGCUGAAGUUACCUGUAUUACCACCAAAUCCUUUGACACCCUUCCAAGCAAAUGUUCUUGCAAAUUUGCAUAAACUGUCUAGUCCUCCAAAUCAACAAGUGUUCCCUCCAUUUAAUUUGCCAGGACUUCCAGGAAAUGUCCAUGGUGGCUAUCAGCAUGGUGCUAGUGUGAAUUCAAAAGGCAGCUCUUUGACAGCAGCAAAUGUCCGCCCAUUCUCCCAUAAUCAAGGACCAGGCUUUCCAUUUAGUUCAAUGUUUUCAACUUUAGGGGGAACACAUCCGCAGAUGUCAAAUUUUGUGUGGUUAAGUCCAGAUGGAAAAAGUAAAAACAAGAAAGGAAGGAAUAAGAAAGUUGAUUGCGAAAAAAUGGAAGAUCUCUUUGACAGUAAUGUUCCACCACCGAAUGUUGAUGUAAGUCAGUUGAAAGAUAAAGGUCAUGGUCCAAUUCCAAAGCAGAAAAUAGCAUCUUUUCUAGAAAAUCCAACAGAGUUUUUGAAACAGCAAACAGAACUUGUCAAUAAUUCGAUGUCAUCUACAUGCUCAAGUCCUGCUGUUGAAGGCAAAAGAUCUGAAAAUGUCGAACAGGCUGAUGGUGAGAAAACAAGGUCAGAUUCAGCUUGCUCGGAUAGACUAAACAGUCCAUUUAGACCAGAAAAAGAAGUUUUUGACAAAGAAACUGCAAAAGUAUUGAAACCAGCAGAAAAUGUGGUUGAGUCUUCUAAAGUCUCAUCAGAAAAUGUUGAAGAUAAUUUUGUUAUUGCAUCUACCAGACAAGAUGUUACUCUCUCAAAUGAAUGUAUAGUCUCAAAAGAAUUGACAGUCAUACAGUCUGCCCCUGUUGCAAGUGCCCCACCGACGCCCACAACUGUGGUUCAUCACACACCUGGAUCUUUGUCUUGCCACCAGAUGUCACUUAUAAAGGCUAGACAACAUUCUCUUGGUUUGAAAGAUUGCAAACAGGAUGUACCACAGGGGAGUCUACUGAAUCCAAUAGCAGCUAUUCUAAAUGAUCCAAAGAUAGGUCAGGUGUUCCAACAGAUGUUUCCUGAGGCAGUACAAGAGGCUCUAAUGCAAUCCCUUGAUCUACCAAGAACAAGUAUUCCAGCUGUUGGGGGUCAGAGCCAAGUGCUGUCUCACCCUGCAACAUUAGGCACCUCAAAAACAUCCAGUGCACCUAUGAUACCUAACCUAAUAACUACACCAUCAACUCUUCCCCAAACAAAUACUGGCAUGAUGCCUAUGGCAGUGCAGAGACCAAGUUUUCCUAUCCAGGAAUUGCUUAGUAACUUGUCACAAGGUGAAUUCCCUGCAAGCUCAUUGUUAUCAGCAGCAGCAAAGGCACAAAUUGCCCAACAGAAUCACCUUAGCAUGCUUAUGGCCCAUCAUCUUGGACCUUUAUCAAAUAACAUGUUACCUUUACAGAACCAGACUGUCUCAUCGGCACUGUGCCAUGGUACAAAUACCAUUCAAACUUCUUCAGUUUCUGCUGCAGAAAGCCAUAUGUUACCACUGCCGGUAUCUUCUGUACUUGGGAAAACAUCAGUGAACAAUGUAACUGCGAAUGCAAAUGUCCCCGUCAACUCUACAGACAAACCAAAACCAAAAUCAGGUGCCCCAAAAAUUUCAGAACUUUUAAAUAGAAAUGAUUCCAAUAAGCAGAGUGGGCGCCAUGAGGUUGAAAUGUUCAAUUUAAUCCAGCAGUUACAAAAACAAGGAACAUCAAGCCAUAUUCCAAUACCAGAAAUGGUUAAAAUGGCUCAUUUAGGACAAGCAUUGCCACCUCAGCCCCCAGUACAUAAUCUCGCUAAUCCAAGUGUAACAACAGAGAACAUGAAUAGCUCAACAUUAGUUGCACCAGUUGUUAGUGCCAUGCCCGGUGGCCAGCAUACACCCUUGAUUGAUGCACAGUUGUUGCAAAUGUACAAUGCACUUGGAUUUCCUUUACAAAAUGUUACUCCGCAGAAACAACAGUUAAGUGCAUCUGACACACAGUUACAUGCCCCUGACAUGUGUGUAGACACAGCUGCUUCAAAUACCACAUUGAAUCAACUUAUGAACAGUCAGCCAAAUUCCUCAUCUGUUUCAAGCUUACCUCUAUUGUUACGACAACAAGACCACGGCAAUAGUGCAGUUUCAAAUAUGCAAAAUUUUGUUCCAUUACUUGGAAAUUCCAAUGGUCCUGCACAAAUGUUAAAUCUUCAAGGUAUCCACAAUCCUUCAAAUAUCAAUGAAAUUUUACAACAGCAUACAUCAUUUGGUCAUUCUGCACCACAUAACAGUGGUGUUCAUUUGCAGCCAUCAAACCAGUCUGUUAGUAUACCUAACUCAGUUGCUGAUGCAUCUCAUAAUCCCCUUCUUAUUGGCAAUCCAAUGGCAAUGAACUCAAAUGCACAGGCAGUGAUGAACAUGUUGAAUAUUCAGCAGUCCAUUGGAAAUGGAACAAACCUUACUGCCAUGCAGCUACAGACGUUACAGCUGCAGCAGCAGCUACUGCAGCAGUUGCAACAAGUACAGGGGAUGCAGAGUCUAAUUAGCCAGUACAAUCUGCAGAACAUUGCUGUAAAUAACAAUGCUACAGUUGAAAGGAGGCAGACAAAUAAUGUAGCCAAUGCAAACAGUGAUGUUGUUGUGACAGAACCAUCUAGAAAUGAUAUUGCCGAUCAGUCUGUUGCUGCAGCUAUGCCAAAUGUAGAAGUUUGUGUAUCUUCUUCUGUUGAGGCUAACAAUGUAAACACUGGGCCGUUGCCAAUGGUUUCAGGAGGUACAGAAGAGGUCACACUCAGAAGAUCUAACACUGUACGAGUCAUUGCGGCUGCAGACACAACAGAAGAUUGCAGCUCAACAACAAGAACUGUUGAUAUAGGCACAGAAACAGAUGCAAUUGAUGAAGACAAUUCUGAACUUCAGUCUGAAUAUGAAGAUGAUCUUGAUGAGAACACAAGUAAUGCAUCACCCUCUGAUAUGGAAUCAGAUCCUGGUGAAAUUACAUUAAUAAAAGCUGUAUCUAGCAAUACUUUGCCACCAGCUACUUUGCCUGUUUCAAAAACAUCAAAUUUGAAUACCUGUUUAGCAAUAGCGACCCAGAAAGGUACAACAAGAUCAAGCGAACUAGAGUCCAGGUUGCUUGGAGAAAAAUCUAGCCUUGCUAGAAGUCAAAAUUUGGCUGCAGAGUUAACAAAGCCUUCUGGCAAUGAAUUAAAAUUAAAGAUAAAGCGAAAACGAUUAUUAGAAUGCUCCGUUGAAAGAGCUGUUGAAGCAGCGAAGAAGAUGAAAAGUAAAGAAAGGAGAGAAGAGCAAAUUUACUUUGAGAAAAAGGAAUUACGAUCAUCAACAUUAGCUGCUACAAAAGCAUCAUCUUCUCUGGCAGCAGUAAUAAGUAAAGGGAAAGAUGCAAGUAGAAUGAAAGAAAUGCAGGUUGAGGCAAAAUCUGACAUUAAACAGGUACCAUGUGAUGGUGAUCCUAAACCAUCGUGCUCAAAUGAAGAUAUUGUUGCAAAAGAAAUCCAGAAGAAAACUCAAGUCUCUAAUGAAUAUCUUGAAUGUGAUUCAUCAGUUGAUUCUGAUAACAGCUCACAGACUUUAGAUAUUACAAACAACACUACAGAAUGUGUAAAGAAAGACAAUCUCACAAGUCGUAUAGCUGCAGCAUUGUCAAGUCAGAAAGGUCAGUGGCAGUUGUCAUGUCUGAAGAAAAAUUUGGCACAGAUAUGUGAAGGUCCUAAAGAAACACAGACAAGCAGUGAAGGGGAUACAGAAUUUAAUGUAACAGAGAUAGGGCAGCAACAGGGGGAACAUGUCACUUCUAAAGAAGAGGAAGAAGGAAGCUAUGAAGGUCAUCAGGAACAGCAGUCACUAUUAUCAAGAGUGUUCAGUACUGGGGACCUUGUAUGGGGGCAAAUUCGGGGCUUUCCAUCUUGGCCCGGCAAACUUGUUGACAACACUGAAUCCAAGUGUGGAGAUACGAUCGAAGGCAAAGUAUUUGUAAAAUGGUUUGGUGAUAAUACGGUGACUCAGGUGGAACCUAAUAAACUGAAGACCUUAUCUGAAGGGCUAGAAGCACAUCAUAAAGCAAGAAAAAAACAUAGAAGGGGAAGGAAAAUGAACAGUAACUUGGAGCAAGCUAUACAGCAAGCCAUGGCUGAGCUAGACAAGAAAACAGCGUCAACAGCUGUUCAGUGUAAAAACGAGCUAGACAAGAAAGCAACUUCAACUGCUGUUCAGUGUAAACAUGAGCUGGACAAGAAAACAUCAGCAGCUGUGAUGUGUAAACAAGAGCUAGACAAGAAGACAGCUUCAACAGCAGUUCAGUGUAAACAGGAUUUAGACAAGAAGACAUCUGCAGCAGCUGUUCAGUGUAAACAAAUGAAUAAAUCUGACAAAAUAAUGAAACAAGUGAAAGUUAAACAGAAGAAGUAGAUGAAUGGGAUGAAGACAUCAUUUGGAACGAGAGAGACUAAAAUACACCGUGAAAAUUAUGUUAUGGAAAUAAUUGGUUUCUUUGAAAGUUGCUGUUACAAUAGCAUUGGGUUGUAUCUGUGAAAGUAUAUUUGUUAAAUGCAGACAUUUAUAUCACUGUUACUUUUAUUUUCAAGUUUUAUUGCUGUGCUAUUUGCCCUUGAAACUUACUGGAAAUGGAUUUUACGUGAAGUUGUAGGUGAAUGUCUUAUUAAAGGUUAAAAAGUGAUGUUUAAUGUGAAUGUUUUUAAGAAACAAAGUGUGUAAAAUGUUGCACAUUAAAUUUGUUAGCUUCUACAAUCAACUUGAAUGUAUUACUGCCGAGCUUUUGUAAAUUAACAUUUUUCAUCAAUUGUUUUAAUUGAACUAUGUACUUGUAGUUAAAUGCAGUACAAUUAUGUGCAUAUUUUUUCUUGCACAAAAUGAUUUUUUUUUUUUCAAAUGACACCAGUAAUGCAAGUUUGUUAUUGUAGACGUUAUUAUAUCACUAAAAAGUGCCAGAUUGGCAGUUUUAUUAAAGGCUUAGGGUUCUCAUGGAAAUAUAUAUAAUAUAAACCAGAUUUACAGAAUUUCUGUAGGUGUUUAAUAUUACUUACGACGUUUCUGUGUUUUGAGAAGUUUAAUGAUAGGAAACUCAGUUAUAAACACUGUUGUUUUUUAGUGGUUGUGAAAAAUAUUUAAGAUUAUUAUUUAGUUAGGUAGAAACUUUUAUAAUAAUGUCACAUGAUUGUAUGGUAUAUUGCUAUCAUUUUAUUUGUAUAUACAUGCAAAACGGUAGAGUAUUUUCUUAGAUACAAUUCUUUUACUAUGUGCCAUAUUGUUGAUUACUUUUAUUUACAUGUGUAACAGUAGAUCUGAAUUUGGGCAUAAACGUUGUAACUUGUGUGUUAGAGGGUUACAGCAUGUUGCAUUAAGGUUUAGAUUUAUUUACAGGUUGGAAGUGUUCAGUGUUACGCAGUUUUGUUUCAAUUGUUGUUAAAGGGUUUACCCAUGAUAGAAAAUAUGCAAUUUAAUAUAUUUUGUGAUUAGUUAUUUUAAUCAAAACUGUUUUAAUACGAUGUGUUUACUACACAAACUGCAUAUUUGAUGAAAUAAAUUGUUAUGUUUAUGGUUGAUAAUGUUUUUAGGGAAGCAAGGGUAAUCUACUUUUUAGCUCUUAUAUUCUUAAACAUGAAACAUACAUUGACAUAUAUAGUUAUAUAUAUAUAUAUAUAUAUAUAUAUUUGUAUUUAUCUCCAUGUUAUGUUGGAGAACUAACAGAAAAAUUCCCUAUUUGUUUAUUUUGCAAGAAGUUUUUUUUUAUGUUUUGUUGAGUUGUAGUCCAGCAACCGAUCUUCUCACAGAUUUGUUUAUAUUGGUGACGUACAUCUUUUGUCUUCAUUGUGUGCUACUUGUGUUCAAAAAAUUUACAUUAGACACUUCUGUUUUCAACAUUAUUUUCUGUUAAACAAGUGCUUAUAUUGUUUUAAAUUGUUUAAAAAUCCUUUUUUUUAUAAAUAGAAUAUCUCUUACUGUUGACUGCUUUGAUGUUAGAGUGCUAUUUAUAUUGCAUUACAUUAAACUGCCUGAAACCAUCAAAAGUAUUUGAUGUGCUGUUGCAUACUUUUGUAAUUAAAAGUACAAUUAUUGUGUUGUUGGUUGCUUCAAACAAACACACCAAAUUGCAUGUUUGUAGUUCUUCUGGGAACUGAUUUGUCUCCCUUGCAUUAUUAAUACCAUGUUGCAGUUUGUUCCCGAGUCUUUAUAUGUGACAUUUGGUCGUAUUCUGAACUGUACUUUUUCUGCCCAUUACUGACACAUUUUAUCUACUAAGUUUCUUCUUAAAUUCGGUCCUAUUUUUAAUUGAGAGUGUAUGAGUUUUUUUAUUGUUAAUAUUUAUAAUGUCUUUGAAUUGAUUGUUUGGUAAGUUUUCUCUAGGUAUAUAACUUUUAUGUUCUGUAAAUCAAUAGAUAAAAAAUAUUUAUGUCCCUGAAUGGAUUUUGAUGAAAUUUUGAUAGCUGAAUCAUGGAAGGAUCAGUUACUAAAAGAUAUUUUCCAUUAUUAAAGGUGUUAGCAGAGAUGGGUGAUCAGAUGGUCAAUACAGUAGGAUUAUUAUAAUAGUAGCUUGAUCUGGGAUGCUGUAUUCAGCUUGAAUGGAUUUUGCCAGAUCGGAUCUCACGAGACAUGCAAGCGCCAUGUGUGAUCCAUCCUUGCAAAAUCAACAAGAGCCAAAUACAGCAUCCCAGAUCAAGCUACUGUUGUAAUAACCCUUUUAAUUUAUACCUCCACCUUUUUGUUUGUUGUUUUAUUAUCGAACGAUAUCUUCAAUGUUUGUUGAUGUUGAAAUAGAAAUGAGUGAACUUUUUGUGUGUGGUAUUUAUAGAACUGUAUCAGGUCAUGAAUAUUAAAUGAAAGUAGUCCAGCAGUAUACAAUACAAAAGGUACAAUAUGGAAUUUUUGUCUGCCUGUUCAUAUUUACUUGUGAAAUACAGGCCAGAUUUUUACAGAAUUUAUACAGGUAUAUAAUAAAAUCUUACACCCACUUUGCUGCUAUUUUAUUUCAUUUCAAGAAGUAACUAUCAAACAGACUGCAACAAUUUUUUUCUCUUGUUUUGCUUGGAUAAUUAAGUUGUAUGAUGAUACAGCUUCAAGACUAUCUUACAGUUUGAAUAUUUGAGUGACAGUUUUAUGGUCUUCAUUGUGUUUUAUGUAUUUUGUUUUAUUAUGUGCAGGUUAGUGCUGAUUGUUGAAAUAUUAAGUAUUUUAUGCUUCUUUAUGUGCAAUAUUUUCAAGAUCAUUCUUAUUUUCUCUUAGUUGAUUGUAGUUAGUAUAGUAUAACUGUUUAACCUUUAACCUGCUGGCUCAAGUGAUUCUGCCUUUGCGUCCAGUGCAGACCAUGAUGAGCCUGCACGGAUCAUCUCGGUCUAUGCUGUUCGCUAUUCAGUCAGUAAAUUUUCAGUGAACACCCCUUUGAAUAAUGAGUGGUACUGCCCAAAUUGAAUGUUGGACCAGUUCAUUUUAGAAAUUUAGCAGGGUAAAGGUUAAAAAAUGUAAAUAUUGUAUGAGUGGUCCAUUUAUAUAACCAGGGAACACAGUGAUUUGUUUGGAUAUUUCUAUGACACCUUACUGGCUAAAUCAAGAGGCGUAACUCUUUCAGCUUGUACAUUAGUAUUAUCCACUUGAAAUUCAAUUUAUUGAAAUUCAUAGAUGUUAAAAAAACUGUGGCUUACAGCAUCAAACACAAAUGCUCCAAUUUCCUUGAUUAUUCUAUGGCCCAUCUCUGUGUGGAAUGAAUACCGGUGAUAACAGUUGAAGAAAGCCAUUCAUCAUCUUAUUUAUAGAUGAUGAUUAUACAA